ACGUUGCUGCCAAGUGCUGUCUGAGUGUUCUUGUACAAAGACCCCUAUACUAUCAGUAUCCGCACUCCACUCCUUUCUCUAAGUUGACUUCGGCACCAAACGGACUUUAAUAUAAUAUCCUUAAAAGUAGAGGAUCUUUAUGAUAAACACGAACCUUCUCUUCUCCCGCCAUAUAUACACUUUAGCCCAACGAUUCCCUCCCAACACCACAUUCCCAAAAUGGCCCCCAACCUCCUCGCUUAUCUCCUCCUCCUCCUCCUCGCCGCCUCCGGCGGCGCCGGCGCGCGGCGCCACCCUUGGCCGCCGGAGGUGAACUCGACCGGCUCCGGCGAGCCUGUCUAUAUUUGGCCUCUGCCGAAGAGCUUCACCUCGGGGUCCCAGACGCUGACGGUCGAUCCCGACCUCGCGCUCGACCCGCAGGGCCCCGGCGGCGGCUCGGCUGCCGUUGCGGAGGCGUUCGAGAGGUACAGGGUGCUCGUGUUCGCGCCGUGGGCGCAUGCCGCGCGCGCAGCCUCGGGCGGGUACGACGUCGCCAGGCUCACCGUCGUCGUCGCCUCCGCCAACGAGACGUUGGAGCUGGGGGUGGACGAGAGCUACACGAUCUACGUGGCGGCGGCUGGCGGCGCCAAUUCGAUCGUGGGGGGAGCAACCAUAGAGGCAAACACAAUAUAUGGAGCUAUUCGUGGACUGGAGACAUUCAGUCAACUUUGCGUUUUCAACUACGAUACCAAAAAUGUUGAAGUGCGCCAUGCCCCAUGGUACAUUCAAGAUGAGCCCCGCUUUACCUUCCGUGGUUUGCUCCUAGACACCUCACGGCAUUACCUUCCGAUUGAUGUGAUUAAGCAAGUGGUUGACUCUAUGUCAUUUGCUAAGCUGAACGUUCUUCAUUGGCAUAUCAUCGAUGAGCAAUCCUUUCCGUUGGAGGUACCAUCAUAUCCAAAUCUAUGGAAAGGGUCAUACUCAAAAUGGGAGCGCUAUACCGUGGAAGAUGCACAUGAUAUUGUCGACUACGCUAAGAAAAGAGGUAUUAAUGUCAUGGCAGAAAUUGAUGUGCCUGGUCAUGCAGAAUCAUGGGGAAAUGGAUACCCAAAGCUCUGGCCUUCUCCCAAUUGUACAGAGCCAUUAGAUGUCUCUAGUAAUUUCACAUUUGAAGUAAUUUUUGGAAUUUUGUCUGAUAUGAGAAAAAUCUUUCCAUUCGGGCUGUUUCACUUGGGUGGUGAUGAAGUAUAUACAGGGUGCUGGAAUGCAACACCUCAUGUGAGGCAGUGGCUUGAUGAACGCAACAUGACUUCAAAAGAUGCUUACAAAUACUUCGUGCUAAAGGCCCAAGAGUUGGCAAUUAAGCUUAAUUGGAUUCCUGUGAAUUGGGAAGAAACUUUCAAUUCAUUCAAAGAAAACCUAAAUCCUCUAACAGUGGUGCACAACUGGCUGGGUCCUGGAGUCUGCCCUAAGGUUGUGGCAAAGGGUUUCAGAUGUAUAAUGAGUAAUCAAGGUGUUUGGUACCUUGAUCAUCUUGAUGUUCCCUGGGAAGAUUUCUAUACCAGCGAGCCACUGGCUGGUAUUAGUAACAAGGACCAGCAAAAGCUAGUACUCGGUGGGGAGGUUUGCAUGUGGGGCGAGACAGCAGACACGUCUGAUGUUCAACAAACAAUAUGGCCACGAGCGGCUUCUUUCGCAGAGCGUAUGUGGAGUCAAUUGGAGGCCAUAUCUGCCCAAGACUUAGAAACAACCGUCUUGUCUCGAUUACACUAUUUCAGAUGCUUGCUGAAUCACCGCGGAAUUGCUGCGGCUCCGGUCACAAACUCCUAUGCUCGGAGGCCUCCAAUAGGUCCAGGUUCAUGCUUUGUUCAGUGAAAAGGACCUUCAAAGUGAAGAUAUGCAUGAGGUGCUGUGCCUUCAUACGCCUGCCAUACUUUCAACAAAGAACGCUAUAUUGUCCCUUGUAAUCAUAUCUGUUUGUCAUUCACGAUAAGAAUCUAAUAAUCCAUCGCUGUGUAUUUCACUCUGAAACUCAAAUAAAACUGUGGUUUCAAUC
Phragmites australis (common reed) is the source of this 2035-nucleotide messenger RNA. RefSeq names its product beta-hexosaminidase 1. Gene Ontology annotation, biological process: carbohydrate metabolic process; glycosaminoglycan metabolic process. Gene Ontology annotation, cellular component: membrane. Lineage: Eukaryota; Viridiplantae; Streptophyta; Magnoliopsida; Poales; Poaceae. The transcript has 15 exons. The record is from RefSeq and is a predicted model, not a curated record. The coding region runs from base 220 to 1854 and encodes 544 amino acids. Gene Ontology annotation, molecular function: beta-N-acetylhexosaminidase activity.